GCAAACAACCUCUCUACCCCACAAAAGUAGGCACAAAGGUAGGGGUAAGGUCUGCGUACAUGAUGCCACCUUGUGGGAUUACACUUGACUACACUGGAGCUCCAUCAACUUUACCAAAUUGCAACCGAAGCAGUUGUAGUCCAUGGAAAUGCAGAAGAAAAUCAUGCUGAGAGGAGACCUUCUCAGUGAUUUGCCAGAGCCAAUUCUAAUUCACAUCCUCUCUAUGUUGCCGGCCGGUGGUAAAGAAGUUGUUAGAACUAGUGUAUUGUCUACACGAUGGAGGUUUCUUUGGAAAUCCGUUCCGGUAUCACUUGAUUUCGACUUCCCUACUAGUGACAGCGAAAAGGACACUCUUGAUUACCUAGCUUCAAUCCACAGAGAACUUUAUUAUUGGAGGUCUUCCCACAAAAUCCGGAGAUUUAGGGUGUGGCGCCUUUGCUAUGAAGAACUUUAUGCUAAACAUGUUGAUUUAUGGGUACAUUUUGCUACUACACUUGCUAAUGUUGAAGAAUUUCAACUUGGACUUUUCCGUAUGAAGGGCAAAAGAUAUGAGUUUCCUCAGUUUGCAUAUAAAAAUGUGUCGUUGAGGAAUUUGGUUUUAUGGCACUGCCAAUUGAACCCUUCUGGCAGUGUUAACUGGAUUAAUCUCGUUUCUCUUUCAAUUGGUAAGGUGGAAUUGACGGAGGGUGUCAUGGAGAAGGUAUUAUCUGGUUGUCCUAACUUGGAGUGCUUGGAACUAGAUGAUGUUUCGGGCAUACGUCGUUUGGAAAUCAGCUCUGUGAAGCUGAGAGAACUGACCAUACAAGACUACAACGAUGAACUUUGGCUCGAAAUAAUAGCCCCGUAUAUAAAAAAUUUGGAACUUUCGGGGUUUUGCUGUGAGAUACGAAUAAGACAGAGAAAUGUGGCAUCACUAGUUACUGCAAUGCUUCAUUUAAAUAUCGAAAACAACUUGGAGAAGAAAAUUAGCUAUUUGAAGGAACUUCUUCAUAGUGUUGCCCAUGUCGAGGAUCUUAAAUUGGGUACCUACUGCAUCGAGUGCCUGUCCAUCUUGGAGUUGAAACAGUGGCAGUUUCCACCAUCAAGCCGGAAAUUCUUAGACCUUAGCGUAGCCUUUGAACAGUUGGACUUCCCUGGAAUUUGCAGCUUUCUACAGAGCUCAUUGGAUCUUGAGACAUUGGUCAUUGAUUGGUACGAUAACAGACCAAGAGACCUGUUAUCAAGGUACAUAAAUGAGGAUGAACAGACCAGGAGGUUUGAGACACAUAAUUUUAAUUGCUCAUUUCCACAUCUGAAGACCAUUAAGAUCAUUAACUUUUAUGGAUCUGUGCUGCCAUUGGUGAAAUAUUUGCUCAAGCAUGCAACUAUGCUAGAAAAGUUUGUCAUUGUUGCCGCAUUCGAAGAGAGUGAUGUGUCUCCGGAUUACUUUGAAAUGGCACAGGAGUUAUUAAGUUUUCCAAGAUCCUCUCCGCACGCUUCAGUUAUCUUUUCUUAUUGAUAACCUUUGGCCCCUAUUGUUUGUAUUAAUCGCGAUACCUAACAUUUGUUACUUUAUUUUUGAAACUGUAUUGAGCUGAUAGACAAGGCUUUGAUUGUACUUGUGAGUAUCAUGUCUAAUUAACAAUGUGUUCAUUCUCUAAUCAUCAUGUAAGAAAACUUGUUCUAAAUGUUUUGUGAUUUCAGUUCAUAUUGCUGAAUCCUGAUCAUGCUUUUAUAAUAUGAAAAUUUAAAUUUGAAAA
This is a messenger RNA of Lycium ferocissimum, 1739 nucleotides long. RefSeq names its product F-box/LRR-repeat protein 25-like. The record is from RefSeq and is a predicted model, not a curated record. The transcript is spliced from 5 exons. Lineage: Eukaryota; Viridiplantae; Streptophyta; Magnoliopsida; Solanales; Solanaceae. Gene Ontology annotation, molecular function: protein binding. Bases 143 to 1498 code for a protein of 451 amino acids.